AUGGUCAAAUUUUACGACUCUCUGUCUCCGGAGCUUAGCGAGUGGUGUAUGGCCCAGCCCCUCUUCUACAUUGCCUCCGCACAUCGCUAUGGUGAUCACGUUAAUAUAUCGCCGAAAGGACUUCCUUCGACCACUUUCUCGAUUCUAGACCUAAACAAAGUAGCUUAUAUCGAUGCGGCUGACUCUGGCGCUAAGACUAUUGCUCAUCUAUACGAAAACGGUCGGUGUACGAUUAUGUUUUGUUCGUUCGAUAAGGUGCCGAGGAUCUUAAGGUUGUUUUGUAAGGGCAGAGUGGUGGAGAGGAUGGGGAAAGAGGUGCCGGUGGGUGCGAGGGCGGUGAUUGUGUUGGACAUCUUUAAGGUAUGCGUCGUGCCGCUGCUUUCGGAAACACAACAAAGGGGACUCCUGGACCGCGAGACUCUGGGUCAUUGGGCUGGCAAAACCGUCUCGGACAACAAGAUGGUGGACUAUCGCGCCAAGAACAAUGCGUAUAGUCUGGACGGUCUUCCUGGUUUGAAGGCAGGUAGACGAACAAGAGGUGAAUGGCUCUGGGCAGGUGACGCUAGAGAAUACUUUACAAGGCUUUGGCAUCAGAUGGAUGCUAUGGUGAUUGGAUUCGUGCUUGCUUUUGUCGUAAUUGAUCUUUUGCAUUUGGCUGGUAUAAGGAUCAAUGGAGUGCUUGCGGAUUGGAGAUGA
Messenger RNA from Aureobasidium namibiae CBS 147.97, 696 nucleotides. Its product is annotated as pyridoxamine phosphate oxidase family protein. NCBI's taxonomy places the organism in Eukaryota, Fungi, Ascomycota, Dothideomycetes, Dothideales, Saccotheciaceae. Bases 1 to 696 code for a protein of 231 amino acids. The transcript has 3 exons. The record is from RefSeq and is a predicted model, not a curated record.